AUGAAUUGCCAAGGGAGAGUCAGUCCUGGAACUGCAGCCCCAGCAGAAGAGAGAAGCUGCUCCUGGCUGAACCCCUGGGUUUUCCUUAUUUCUGUCCUUGUCAUCAAAACUGCCUUUGUGACCGUCUGUCUUGUUGUAUUACUUCAUGGAGGCUAUGGCCAAUACAAGACUCUACUCCAGAACUCUACGGAGUGGCACUGCAUUCCCAAGAUUUCUGCAGACAAAAUGGAAGGCUGGAUGUGCUGCCCGAAGCGCUGGAGAAGGUUUCAAAACAGCUGCUAUUUUCUGUCCCUUGAUACGAUGUCCUGGGCUGGGAGUGAACAGAACUGCACUGGGAUGGGCUCCCACCUGGUGGUGAUCAACAGCAGGGAAGAGCAGGAGUUCCUCUUCAAUUUGGCAAAAGAAAAAGUUACUAACACCUAUGAAACAAAAUACUACAUAGGCUUAACUUCUUACCAAAAUGGGCAAUGGCAGUGGGUGGAUCAGACUCCAUAUGAGAAGAUAGCCACGUUCUGGAAACCUGGAGAACCCAAUUUACUCUUUGCAGAAAGAUGUGCUGCAAUUCAUGUCAAGGGAAACAGAGACUCCAACACUUACAGCAACUGGAAUAACAUUCUUUGCUUCACAAGUUGCUAUCGUAUUUGUGAAAUGGCAGUCAAAUUUGUCUGA
Messenger RNA from Lepidothrix coronata (blue-crowned manakin), 669 nucleotides. RefSeq names its product C-type lectin domain family 4 member E-like. NCBI's taxonomy places the organism in Eukaryota, Metazoa, Chordata, Aves, Passeriformes, Pipridae. The transcript has 6 exons. Gene Ontology annotation, biological process: antifungal innate immune response. Gene Ontology annotation, cellular component: external side of plasma membrane. The record is from RefSeq and is a predicted model, not a curated record. Gene Ontology annotation, molecular function: carbohydrate binding. The coding region runs from base 1 to 669 and encodes 222 amino acids.